This is a messenger RNA of Calliphora vicina (urban bluebottle blowfly), 1286 nucleotides long. RefSeq names its product geminin (gene geminin). The coding region runs from base 97 to 771 and encodes 224 amino acids. The transcript is spliced from 2 exons. NCBI's taxonomy places the organism in Eukaryota, Metazoa, Arthropoda, Insecta, Diptera, Calliphoridae. Gene Ontology annotation, biological process: regulation of DNA replication. The record is from RefSeq and is a predicted model, not a curated record.
CUCAUGUUGUUUGUUGCCUCAGUAUUCUAAGAACGCUAUACUAUUUGAAAAAUUCAAACGAAAACGAAAGAAAACACAAGUCUAGCAUUAAGCCAGAUGUCCACAACGUUGACUAAUGCCGCCACAAAAAAAGUCUACAUCCAAGUUGAGUCGGCGGCUGAGCAGCAAGAAAACAUUAAAAAUCAACGUAAAACUUUGAAAGUUUUACAAGGUGUAGCCACCGAUAAGGAAAAUCUCACCGGUCGUCCACAAUUAGACAAACUGAGUCGCCUUAAAGCAGCCGUUCAUGAGACCACCAUCUCAACGAAUACCAGCGAAUAUGCGAAACGUAAAAAGAUAGAAACCAAAGCGGUCGAAACCCAAACAAGCCCCGACUCCAAAUCUACAAAUGCCCGGAAAAUUACCGCCGAAGAUUUGUGCAGUGAGGCAAAGCCCGGCGAGGUCUACUGGGAACGUUUGGCUGAGAAGAGGCGUGAAGCUUUGGAACAGUCAUUAGAGGAAAAUCAACGUUUGUAUGAACGUAUCGAUGGCCUGGAAGAAGAGCUAAAUACAUCACGCCAACAGCUGGAAGAAGCUAAACAUUUGGUAUCUGUGCUAACAGAAAUGCUCAAUGAAGAUGAGGCUGAAAAAGAGGUAGGAACAGAAGAAGGUGAAGAAACCGAGGGUGAGGGUGUAUCGGCUCUAGCAGCAGAAGACACAGACUCUAAAGCAGAGGAAUCAGACGAUUCUAAUGCCUCAACGCCCAAGGCUGACAAACAAACUCAGAAUUAAUUUAAUUUAAGUUUCAUUAACCAUAUAAAGUUCUUAACAAAAUCUCCUUAACUAAGACUCCGAGAUUGAGAGAGCGAGCAUUCAUUCCUUUGCUAAUUCGUAUACCUACCAUAUCUACAUUAUUUGGUGUGGUUUUUUUUUUUGUUUAAAUAACUACUACCAUUUCCUUAAUAGUUAAAUUAUGUCUAUAUAAAUGAAUUACUGUUGAAAUAAACUCAAGACUUUUUAAAAUUUGCAGAUUCAUUUUAAUACUAUGUAUCUUUUCGAGAGCUAGUUUUUUUAAUUAUUUUAGGGUUAGUUUUUUUUUAUAUAGAAAAUCCUUUUUAUAUUAAAUUUUAUGUUGUUAAAAAGCUUAAGAAUUUUGAACUAUUAAAAGAGUUUCUUUUUUAUAAUAAAAUGUUAAAUUUAAUUUUAGUUUAAUAACCAUUUUUUUCACCACAAUAUUAUACAAUAGUUUUAAUUUUGAUUUAAUACUAAUAAAAACAAAUUAAUAUUUGAUUAUAAUUUUAAACUAA